AAAUGGAUCAGGUUAACGUCAAGGGAGAGAAUGUUAGUGAGCUACUUGAAGCUCAAGCUCACGUUUGGAGCCACAUCUUCAGCUUCAUAAAUUCCAUGUCUCUGCAGUCAGCUGUUGAUUUAGACAUUCCUGAUAUCAUUCAAAACCACGGCAAGCCGAUGACCGUCACCGAGUUGGUCGCGGCAUUACCGACGCUCAACCCUACCAAGGCCUGCAACAUCUACCGGCUCAUGCGUAUUUUAGUUCACUCGGGCUUCUUUGCAAAACAAAAGCUUGGCGUCGGCGAUGGCGAUGGUUAUGUUCUUACCAACGCUUCUCGUCUCCUUCUCAAGGAUAAUCCCUUGAGCGCAAUACCAUUUUUGAAAUCCAUGCUAGAUCCAAUUUUGAUGAAGCCAUGGCAUUUUCUUGGGACCUGGUUCCAAAAUGAUGAUCGGACCCCAUUUGUUACUACACAUGGGGAGAUGUUGUGGGACUAUUGUAGCCAUGAUUCACAUGUAAACAAUUCUUUCAAUCAAGGCAUGGCUAGCGAUGCUCGACUCGUAGCUCGAAUUUUGAUUGACAAGUAUAAGGAGGCAUUUGAGGGAUUGAAUUCCUUGGUGGAUGUUGCAGGGGGCACAGGAACACUGGGAAAGACCAUUGCUGAUGCAUUUCCACAUUUGGAGUGCACUGUGUUUGAUCUUCCUCAUGUUGUUGCUGGCCAACAAGAUAGUGGGAACGUGAAAUAUGUUGGAGGAAACAUGUUCGAGCAAGUUCCGGCUGCAGAUGCAGUUUUACUAAAGUGGAUAAUGCACGAUUGGAGUGACGAUGAAUGUGUGAAGAUUUUGAAGCGAUGUAAAGAGGCAAUUAGCAGUGGAGGCAAAGAGGAAGGGAAAGUGAUGAUAAUAGACAUGGUAGUGAUGAAGAACAAGAAAGUGAAUGAAGAAGGGUUGGACUUGAUGGAAACGCAGCUCUUCCUUGAUAUGGUGAUGAUGGUGUUGAUGACUGGAAAAGAGAGAGACGAGGAAGAAUGGGCUAAGCUGUUUUCUGCAGCUGGGUUUAGUGGUUAUAAAAUUAUUCCUAUUCUAGGUUUGAGAUCCCUCAUUGAGGUUUAUCCUUGAUAAUGAAGUUACAACUCUCCGUUUAAAC
Hibiscus syriacus is the source of this 1125-nucleotide messenger RNA. RefSeq names its product probable O-methyltransferase 3. The transcript has 4 exons. Gene Ontology annotation, molecular function: protein dimerization activity; S-adenosylmethionine-dependent methyltransferase activity; O-methyltransferase activity. Bases 3 to 1097 code for a protein of 364 amino acids. Gene Ontology annotation, biological process: methylation. NCBI's taxonomy places the organism in Eukaryota, Viridiplantae, Streptophyta, Magnoliopsida, Malvales, Malvaceae. The record is from RefSeq and is a predicted model, not a curated record.